AUGAAGCUGCUCUCCUACGAGGUCGUGGAGAGGAAGAGGAAGCCAUACGUGCGGGUCCAGGUGAGGGAAGGUGACGUGCGUGAGUUUAGCCCUGAGGAGGUGAGCGCCAUGGUGCUCACCAAGAUGAAGGAGACGGCUGAGGCCUACCUCAGCGAGAUGGUCACGAACGCCGUCAUCACCAUCCUGGCCUACUUUGACGACACGCAGCGCUAG
Molecule: messenger RNA, 213 nt
Organism: Miscanthus lutarioriparius
Lineage: Eukaryota; Viridiplantae; Streptophyta; Magnoliopsida; Poales; Poaceae
Source: the annotation of a GenBank genome assembly